Nothobranchius furzeri (turquoise killifish) is the source of this 3063-nucleotide messenger RNA. It is a transcript of the gene fshr, whose product is annotated as follicle stimulating hormone receptor. The record is from RefSeq and is a predicted model, not a curated record. Gene Ontology annotation, biological process: adenylate cyclase-activating G protein-coupled receptor signaling pathway; follicle-stimulating hormone signaling pathway; male gonad development. Gene Ontology annotation, cellular component: plasma membrane. Gene Ontology annotation, molecular function: G protein-coupled peptide receptor activity; protein binding; thyroid-stimulating hormone receptor activity. Lineage: Eukaryota; Metazoa; Chordata; Actinopteri; Cyprinodontiformes; Nothobranchiidae.
UGAUUCCUCUAACCUGGUACUGGAUUCGGUAGACCAACAAUCUAGCCAAGGCUUUCCCAUUAAACUGGAGUGUUAAUUCUAGUAAAGGCCCCACACACGUGGGCUGAAAAUUCUGAGAAGGGCAAAAGAGAAGAAGAAAAAUAGGAUUUUUGAAAAGUUUUGGACAGCCUGUUAGGAUGGUAGGAAUGAUUCUGGUCACGCUGCUGCUGAACGUGGCUGCAGCAUCUGAGCCUGGCUCUGAAAUGGACCCUAAACGUGGACAAAGAUCCAGGAUCCCUGAACCAAACCAUCCUUUUUAUCUGGGACACAAUGCCAAAACCAUUCCCUCCGACAUUCCCAACAGCACCCACAUACUGGAAAUAAAUCACACACAGAUAGAAGAGAUUCCUCCUCACGCCCUUAAGCACCUCCAGCAUCUCAGAAUACUUUCCAUACUUCAGAACUCCAAGUUGCAAAGUUUUGAUUCGUUCGCCUUUGCCGAUCUCCCUCGGCUCACCAGCGUUUACGUGUUUGAAAACGCUGCUUUAGUGAAUAUUGGAGCUUUUGUUUUCGCCAACCUCCCAGAGCUCACGGAGAUAACCAUUUCAUUGUCAAAAAACCUGAGAUCCAUUCAUCCCGAUGCUUUCGCCAACACCAUGAACCUCCGACGUUUGACUUUCUCCAACAACGGCCUGAGAACUCUUCCAGACUUCUCCAAGAUUGGCUCUGCAGCCCGAGACUUUCAGCUUAACAUGGAAGACAACAUUUACAUUGAAACAGUUCCUGCCAACGCCUUCAGAGGCCUCUGCACUGAAACAAUCAAAGAAAUACGGCUCGCCAGAAAUGGCAUCAAGGAGGUGGCAAAUGACGCCUUCAACAGAACAAAGAUGCACAGAUUGCUGCUGAGAGGAAACAAACAGCUUACUCACAUCAGUCCAGACGCCUUUGUGGGUUCUAGUGGGUUGGUGUUUCUGGACAUUUCUCAGACCUCCAUCAGCUCUCUGCCAGAUUCCAGAGUCCUUGGAGGUCUGAAGAAGCUGGUGGCUGAGUCUGCGUACCAGCUGAAAAAGCUUCCUCCUGUGCAGCACUUUACCCAGCUGCAGGAGGCCAAACUGACAUACCCAUCACACUGCUGUGCCUUCAUACACGUGCACAGAAACAGAUCUAAGCGCCACUACCUCUGUGACCACCCUGAUGUGAAGUACAACCCUGGCUUUGAAAGGGAUUACUGCUCCAACUCCUCCAUCACCUGCAGCCCGACACCAGACAAAUUUAACCCGUGUGAGGACAUCAUGUCUCCUGUCCUCCUGCGGAUCCUCAUCUGGAUCAUCUCUGUCCUUGCUCUGCUGGGCAAUGCAGUGGUCCUCCUCGUGUUGUUAGGCAGCCGCUCCAAGUUGACUGUUCCCCGUUUUCUCAUGUGCCACUUGGCCUUUGCUGACAUCUGCAUGGGCAUCUACCUGGUAGUCAUAGCAACCGUGGACAUUUUCACUCAUGGCCGGUACUACAACCAUGCCAUCGACUGGCAAACCGGCCUCGGCUGCAAUGCUGCGGGAUUUUUCACGGUGUUUGCCAGUGAGCUGUCAGUGUUCACAUUAACGGCCAUCACUGUAGAGCGCUGGCACACCAUCACACAUGCUCUGCGGCUCGACCGGAAACUCCGCAUGAGGCACGCCUGCAUCAUCAUGACAGCAGGAUGGAUCUUCUCGCUGAUGGCAGCAUUGCUGCCCACAGUUGGGGUCAGCAGUUACAGCAAAGUGAGUAUCUGCCUUCCAAUGGAUGUGGAGUCUUUAGUGUCCCAGGUCUACGUGGUUUCUCUCCUUCUCCUCAACAUCCUGGCCUUCGUCUGCGUGUGUGGCUGCUACCUCAGCAUCUACUUGACUUACCGCAAGCCUUCAUCGGCACCAGCCCACGCUGACACCCGAGUGGCUCAACGCAUGGCCAUCCUCAUCUUCACUGAUUUUGUCUGCAUGGUUCCGAUCUCAUUCUUCGCCAUCUCGGCUGCCCUGAAGCUCCCCCUCAUCACCGUCUCAGACUCGAAACUCCUUUUGGUCUUUUUUUAUCCCAUCAACUCGUGCUCCAACCCUUUCCUGUAUGGUUUCUUUACCCGCACCUUCAGACGAGACUUUUUUCUUCUUGCAGCUCGCUUUGGUUUGUUUAAGACUCAGGCGCAAAUUUACCGAACAGAGACUUCCUCGUGUCAGCAGCCAACAUGGACCUCUCCAAAGAGCAGUCGGGUGAUGUACUCCUUGGCCAAUACGCUGAUCUUAGAUGGGAAACAAGAGUUCUGACUGUCGCUAAGGUAUCUAAAGACUUUUAAUGGAUUGCUGAGAAGUCCCAUUAAACUUCACUAAUCGUGUUUGCAGAAGUUGUCAGUUCAAAAUGCAUUGGGACAUGUAAACAGGUGGCUAAAUCAUGUCUAACCUCACCACUCAUGAUUUUUGGUCUUCUUUCUAUUUUCAAUGCCUAACUAUAAUUUGCUUACAUUAUUUGUGAUCAUUUAAAUCUGUAAGCUCUAACAGCAAAUUUGGGAAACAGUCUACUUUUUAGGCCAAUUCACUACAAAAAACACUUAAAAGGUGUUUGAACAGUAAAAAUUCAACCAACAUGCAACAACCACAGAUAAUUAGUAAAUCUGGGUUGCCUAGCUGGCCUAAAUUCAGUUGUUGUUGUUCCAGGUUGAUUACACUAUCAGAUGGGUGGAGAUCCCAUUGAAAUGACUGUUUAAAGUAGAAAAGUGGAAGUAGUAAACUGGUGACUUCAUCGUCUGUUUUAUGUAAAAAAUCUGGUGUCUAGAGAUAAUGCUGCAAGCAGAAACUGUUGGAUUAAAGAUUUACAUGUGGAACUUUGUGGGUGCACAUCAAAAAUGCAACAUUAUCUCAAUAUUUAAUGUAAUCAUUGAGUGAUAUUUAUUAAAAAAGAACACUGCAGAGAACUGCUGAUUUUUAACCUCCUCAUACACUCUGCCUGCAAGCUCUUCUUAUCUUCUCCAGCCUAUUGGUUUCUUUUACUUCUCUAAAUGAGGGUUAUGUAAUCAUGUUUGAAAUAUGUUUGUUUUAUACAAAAUAAAUGUUUAGUGUGUCGUUC